UUGGUAACUUCUUCCUCCUCACACUUGCGUCCCUUCAUUGCUUUUGUGCAUUUGCACUUCUACUCCUACUCCUCUUCUUUGUCCACGCUCCUCGGCAUCUCGCUGUUGCCCGGUAGCCUGUCUCCGCUACCCUCUUGCGCAUAGACGUGCAGCUGAGAUUUGGAGGCGCUCAUACUCGGACCUCCUCUUUAGCGCUUGUCCAGGCUGGCAGCUCAAGAGAGGGAGAUCAGGUGCGGCAAGGGGCCCGAGCUGCGUUCCUGAGCUUCUCUUCCAUCCAGACCUGUCUCCUUCUGGCAGAUUGGUCGCACCUUGUGCAGCUUCGGAAGCAGGGCGGUUCCCGGGUCCUUCCCUCGGGCCCCGCCUAGAGCGUACACAGUAUGCCGUCCCCAUUCAAAGCAGGCAAUGGCAAUGCUGCCUUUCUUCCACCUCCUUCCGCUACCAAUCCUUCCGGUAGACCCCUGACCUCAUCAUCUGGUACGAACAACAAGUCGAGUAGUCCCUCCAGACGCUGGCUCUUCAACAAACCAUCAUCUUCCGCCUCGGAGGCUAACUUCUCGGACCUCCGAAAGACGAGCAGCCGCACUAGCAACCCGCGCUCGAUCCUCUCCAGCGAGACCGAUCGACAUAGCGAGAGAGUAGCAGAAGAACCUGCGGCGGUCGCUUUGCCAUCCACUUCCUUCAAGCCUACGGCCUCCUCUACCACAGACGGAUCCGCUCCUGUCGCUUCGUCAUCUUCAGGUCCCCGUGUCAGCUCUGUUCCUGGCGGCCGCACUCUCAGCGGACGCAAGACUGGUUCGCAAAUUGGCAAGAGUUUCGAAACGCUUCUGGCUAGUAAUGAGACUUGGGUUCUAAAGAGCACAACAGCAGAAGAGAGGACAAGUUCUCCUGAAUCUACAACCGCCGCGUCUUCUGAUCUUAGCCCGCAUUCUCCUGCCAGUCCAAUGCCCGGUUUCAGACUGGGGACAUCAUCCGGUCACCGCCCAUGGCGGAGUCCACGGACGGAACCUUUACUACCUGCCUCGUCAGCUUCCCCUCUGCCCCCUUCAGAAGAAGAAGGUGGUCUGGCUCCCCCUCUCUCAACUUAUAGUCUGGCAAGUCUCACCUCACCUCGAGAGGGGGAGGCGGGCGAGACAAGCGCUGGCCCACAGCGCGAAGAGCCUCCUCAAUCGCCCAGUAGCACCAGAUUUGGCACCACUGACGCACAGAGUCAAAUGUCUUCUGCCAUGCCGCCUCCCUCGUCUUCGAAGAACGAAGGUCGCGCCCCAAGCAUGGGCUUUCGCCCCGUUUCACGCUCGAAGUUGAAUAAUGGGACCGAAGCUUCAGCUGAACAGUCUAGCGCUGCACAAGAAGAAGGUGCGCUCAGUAGCAGCGGGCCUUCCUCGGAUCCAAGCGGAGUCAACGUUCAGAGUACGCCUUCCAGCUUCAAGGACCGAUUCAAGAAGACUAGCGGCUUCCUGAAGCGGUUCACGGCCAGGGACUCCAGCAGCAGCAGCAGUAGCACCAGUGAUGAGAAGAAAGUGUACAGCAAGCAGAGCUCAUCGGGCGCCCGACAGAGCACACACUCUCUCCACCAAAGCGCAAUUGUGAAUGACACUGCUUCUCACACGGGCUCCGCGUCCCUUCCGCCUUCACCUUCCUUAGGUCGGUCGAGAGGGGCUCCCACCUUGGACCCACCUCCCUUGCCGGUACCAGCGAUCCCGGCAAAGUAUGCUGAAGGCCGUCCACGAAGUCUCAGUCGAAGUGGCCCAGGGUUCAUCGGUGAAUCUGAGCGGCACACUGCCACCAAGGCAGCUAUACCUCUCGCCGAGACGACCUCUUUGCAAGGCCGGGCGGCAGGGCUGGCGGCACCCAUCAAUCUGUCCUCUGGCGUUCGAUCUGUCUCUGCUCCAGGUGUACCUGUAACAUCAAUGGCGUUUGAGCCGAUCUCGUCUUCGAAGCCGGGGAUCGGAACGAGCAGUGAGGCUGCCUCGAAGAAGGGUGUCACACCGGUCUCCGUCUCUGCAACAGAGCUUCGAUCCACCUUGAAAGCAUGGGAACGUGAGAUGGAUGAUACAUUGAAGGAGAGUGCGCAGGACCUUGAACAGAAGACCAAGAUUUCUGAGAAGACCAGCUGGGGGCCAAGCCCGACUUUACCUAAACUUGAGCUCGGAGCGGACAUGGAUGGUGCACCCGGAGGUGCAGACGGCGCUCUUUCUUCGCUUCUGGGAGAUGAGCAUGCUCAGAACAGGAUCAACGGCACCUCGAGCGCUCCCAGUACCCCGACCAUGCCGACUGCCAAUUUGCAAGCGCCAGGGCCGUCGGCGAAGAAUAUGAGGCCGACCACCUCGUUGGGCGGAUCUGCCGUCAUUGUGGAGGGCAAGCCAGUACAUCGGCCAUGGGAACGCAGUCGCAGCCCCUACCUCUCUCCCGGAGAAGAGGGUUCUUCCCAGUCAGGCGCAACAGAGAUGAACAGCACACUGAGUGCUGAUGGUCACCGUCUCCCUCGCUUGCCAUCUCGCGCCCCACUUGCCCCCGAAGACGCCUCCAAAAGCAGCCCUACUCAGAUCCCCACCGGCCAAGCAGACCACAGGAAGCCACCUCCGAUAUCCACCGCUUCCGAUGGAGCCUCGCUGGCCCUGUUGCCCUCGCCUCCAGCAUCCGCUUCUCGGAGCGAAUCUACUGUCGAGCCUCGUGCUGCUCCUUCUCUACACAGUAACAAGCCUCGAGACUCGGUCAGUGGAGCCAGUAUGGGCACAUUUGAGACUGCAGACGAGACCAGCGAAGCGCCUACACUCAACGUCGGAGCUGAGCAGGCUGCCAAUGGAGUCGAUCCCGCAGAUGUCGAGGACGAUGAUCCGAUCGAGAUUCCUCCAGAAGAGACUAUUCGGCUCAUCACCGAUACUGGUUCCGGACAGCCUACGUCUCCUGAGAUUGUGGAAGACUCAACACUGACAAUCACACGAUCGUGUGAGCCUCAGAUGGAGGCGGAGCCUUCAGGGCAUCAGAUUCGAGAAGCAUCUACCCUUGCACCUCUUCCCUCUGACUUGGCCGGACAUCGGCUCGGAACCUGGACAUCUCCGUCGCCAGGUUCGGAGGUACAAGUAUCCCGAGCUUCCCACAACACAUUGCCCCGAUCUUCCUCGCCAUCAAGGCCCCGCCCUUCUACUAGCCAAAACAGACGCAAUCCCUCCAGCGCCGCAUCUCCGGGUUCUGAACCGGAAGCUGCGCUGGACGAUGCAGCGCAAGAGCAAGCUAAAAAGCUUGCUGAUCGCUGUUGGCAAGAAGACGAGACUUGGAUGGCAAAGGAGAAGAUUGCUGAAUGGUUGGGAGGCCUGGGGACUCUCAAUGAGGCGGCCCGAGACUACUACUUCGAAAACUUCGACUUCACCAAUCUCCGAGUGGAUGCUGCGCUGAGAAUCUUGUGCGAUAAGCUCUUCUUGCGAGCCGAGACUCAGCAGGUUGACCGUAUCCUGGCUGCCUUCAGUAGGCGAUACUGGCUCUGCAACCCUGCUUCUGUCUGUGGGUCAGCCGAUAGCGUUCACGCCGUUGUGUUCUCGCUCCUCUUGCUCAACACCGACUUGCAUGUCGCCGACAUCUCAGAGAGAAUGACAAAGUCGCAGUUCGUCAAAAACACCUUGUCAGCCCUGCGCGAAGCGAGCAGUACAGAUCAAGAGCUGGGCAUGCCGCUCAGCCCUCCCAAGUCUCACAAUAGAGGUGCCGUGUUCGACCCGACUCUGUCACAACAUUCAGAGAUGGAUAGCGAUACCAUGAGCUUCCAGAGCAGGAGUUUCCGACCUGAGCAGAAUGAUUCGUCUUCGCUGGCAGACAGCUCUAGGCCCACACGGAGAGAUAGCAUCAGCUCAUUGACGCCCCAGCACCAGGGCGGUGGCGGUGGCAGCUUCUCAAAGGGGACAUUCUCCCGCAGUAGCCCUGUGCCUGGUACCCACUCGAAGGGUGAUGCCGAUCUUGAAGCAGUUCUCAAGGAGAUGUACAUCGCUGUAAAGAGCGACCGUAUUCGACUGCCAAUGAGCGAGGUAGCUCCACCCGAGCACCUGAAAUCCUUCCCUGGUCGCAAAGGCAGUAGACCCAACCUCGGUCCGCCCUCAGCCUCAUCGAACAGCUCGAAUCGAGUAACGCAGCUCAAAAGAGGCAGUAUUCGAGGUAUGGCGGGUCUCUUGGGGGUCACUUCUGCUAUAAAAAAUGAGGAUCUAGGCUCGCAGAGCUCUUUCGGAUCCCGCUCCGUCAAUGACAGCUGGAUGACUGGAGGAAGUGGGCUAGGUGGAAGUCAAAGCUCCGGAGGGACUUCGAUGACAAGCGCGGGCUCUAUUCCUCAGACCCAUGCUGGUUCUCUAGGCUUUGCCAAUUCUCUCUUGGCCCAAAAUGUCAUCAAAGAAGCUCGAGAGGAAGGGCGAACCAGCGACGAUCUACAAAGGCCAGCUUCGGUUGCUUCCACUGUCGAUGAGCUCACUGACAACGAGCUUGCUCUGAUCGGUGCUCCUUGGGCCAAAGAAGGUGUCCUCUCCCGCAAACAAUACUGGGAAGCUCCACAGAAGCGAGCGAAAGACAAGAAUUGGACGGAGACCUUCGUCGUGGUGUCAAAGGGCAUCCUGUCGAUGUUCAAAUUCGGAGAGAGCUCUUCCUCUGUCGGAGCGAAAGGAGGCGCUUCGUACGGCGGCGGCAACUGGCUUUCUAAUGCAACGAGUCUGGGCGAAUUUACGCUUGCUCAUACACUUGCAAAUUCACUGCCACCGCCCGGAUACAAUCGAGCGCGCCCGCACGUUCUAGCUCUUACCUUGCCUUCGGGAGCCGUCUACUUCUUCCAGGCAGGUACUGAGGAUCUAGUGCAAGAGUGGGUAUCCACCUGCAACUACUGGGCCGCCAGGACCAGUCGGCCUCCCUUGGCCGGCGGAGUCUCGAACAUGGAGUACGGAUGGAACAAGGUGAUGCCCGUCCCUGACGACGAAGAAGAAGAGAGCUACGAAAGCACAGAGCCUGGCGAAUACCUGGCAGACGAUGCAGCUUCGAGUCACGGCGAUACCUCUACCACCACUUGGUCUACGCUCGCCACCCCGCCCGAUGGCAGCAUCUACCGCUCGCUCACGAACAGAAAUGCAGCUGCAACUGCAGACAAUCGAAGCAUCAUGAGCGGACGGUCGGGUCGAUCUAUGGCCUCGAACGUGGCCAACUAUACGAGUUGGCAAGAUGCAGUAACAAAUGGGCUGGGCGGCGACUCGGUCGGCAAAGCGCGCCUCGGCAGUCGUACUCCGAGCAUUGCAUCAGGCUACACCGGUGCAGGCGUUGGGAAUGUUCUGUCUCCACCUUCACAUCGAAGUCGUCCUCCUGCAUCGAUUCGCAGUCUAUCGUCUCUGAAUCCCUCUGGUGCCGCUCGAUCAGCCAAUGACCGGACUCGCAUCAAUGAGUGGAAAGCCCCUGUGGCUCCCAGCAUGCCCAGUGCACUGCGAGAGGAAGAGCAAAUGGAGGCCUGUCUGGCCUACAUCUCCCGUACUGAAGCCGAGCUGACCUCACACAAUGAGCUCCGUCAACCCAUGCUAGCCCUGUACAACCCUCGUGGACCCAAUUACGGCAAAGCUCUUGCAAAUUGGCAACGCAAAUCUAACCACUUGCUAGCGGAAUUGGUCAAGUGGAAGGGAUAUGUAGAGUCUUUGAAUUCUGCACUGAAGUUGAGAAUGCAGAAGAGAGAUGAGAGGGCCAUUGAGACUUCGUUGACUCGUGCGGAUGAAGAAAUGGCAAAGGUGCAGGAGGAAGAAGAGGAAGGACCGAUCCUCGUCUAGGGCAGGGCUGCUGUAGAGGCGAUUUGCGUAGCGGAGCAAGGGAGGAAAGGAGUGGCGAGCGAGUCGUUCUGUAAUUUCCUCUAUCCAUAGCUUGGACUUGAUCUAAUGAUACCUCUGCAUGCUGCUAAGCGCUACUACUAC
Microstroma glucosiphilum is the source of this 5912-nucleotide messenger RNA. RefSeq lists its product as hypothetical. Gene Ontology annotation, biological process: regulation of ARF protein signal transduction. The transcript has a single exon. The record is from RefSeq and is a predicted model, not a curated record. The coding region runs from base 378 to 5771 and encodes 1797 amino acids. Gene Ontology annotation, molecular function: guanyl-nucleotide exchange factor activity. NCBI's taxonomy places the organism in Eukaryota, Fungi, Basidiomycota, Exobasidiomycetes, Microstromatales, Microstromataceae.